Messenger RNA from Recurvomyces mirabilis, 1122 nucleotides. It is a transcript of the gene FTR1, whose product is annotated as high-affinity iron permease. Gene Ontology annotation, molecular function: ferrous iron transmembrane transporter activity. Gene Ontology annotation, cellular component: high-affinity iron permease complex; plasma membrane. The record is from RefSeq and is a predicted model, not a curated record. The transcript is spliced from 4 exons. The coding region runs from base 1 to 1122 and encodes 373 amino acids. NCBI's taxonomy places the organism in Eukaryota, Fungi, Ascomycota, Dothideomycetes, Mycosphaerellales, Teratosphaeriaceae. Gene Ontology annotation, biological process: iron ion transmembrane transport.
AUGACUGUCAAUGUUUUCGCUGUUCCAGUCUUCUUCAUCUGCUUUCGAGAGUGCUUGGAGACAGUCAUCAUCGUCUCGGUACUUCUGGCGUGGCUGAAGCAGACAAUUGGUCCCGAACGCGACCCUCAUGUCUACAAGAAGCUCGUCAGGCAAGUCUGGUGGGGCGUCGGACUAGGUCUUGCGAUAUGCAUCAUCGUCGGUGGUGGCAUGAUCGGUGCGUUUUACGGCUUUGGCAAAAACCACUUCGCUGCUACGGAAGACAUCUGGGAAGGCUCUUUCGGACUGCUAGCCACCAUCAUCAUCACCGUUGUUGGAGCUGCCCUUCUGCGAGUCUCCAAGCUGCAGGAUAAAUGGCGCGUCAAGCUCGCUCGGGCACUGGAGAAGAACGAUCAGACUGCCAAGGGCAGCACAGCCAGCCGUUUCAAGCUAUGGUGUCAGAAGUACGCCAUGUUCCUGCUACCGUUCAUCACGGUCCUACGAGAAGGCCUUGAGGCUGUGGUGUUCAUCGGUGGUGUUGGCCUGAGUCUGCCUGCUACUGCAUUCCCUCUUGCCGUCGUUUGCGGUAUACUUGCGGGAGUCCUGGUCGGUUACCUCAUCUAUCGUGGUGGCAAUUCCACGAAGCUUCAGAUCUUCUUGAUCAUCUCCACCUGCUUCUUGUAUUUGGUCGCAGCUGGCUUGUUUUCCAAAUCAGUCUGGUUUUUCGAGAAUCACGCCUGGAAUAAGCUCGUCGGUGGCGAUGCCAGUGAAACUGGUUCUGGCCCUGGCUCGUACAACAUCCACAACAGUGUGUGGCAUGUCAACUGCUGCAACCCCCAGAUCAAUGGCGGUGGCGGAUGGGGCAUCUUCAACGCCAUCUUUGGCUGGACCAAUUCUGCUACCUAUGGCUCGGUCAUCGCAUACAACCUGUACUGGGUAUUGAUCAUGGCCGGCUUCUUGGCCAUGCGCUACUUCGAGCAAACCGGACAUUGGCCACUCAUGAAGGCGAAGGCGGAAGCCGAUGAUGAGCUUACCGACAGCGAUAAUAGUCGCAGUGGAAGUGGUGUUGCCGACCCCACGUUUGAGAAGAAGGAUGCGCCCGAGUCUACUGCUGCUUUCACAAAAGUUCGUGAGGUUGGGGUAUAG